AUGUUCUUUUUGGUGGAUUUGGAUAAGAACAUUCGUUUGCAUCCCAAAUUUUUCGGCCCUGAGCUUACUCGUACUCUUCGUGCUCGUCUUCAAAACGAUGUGGAAGGUCAAUGUACAGGAAGAACAGGAUACAUCGUUUCCGUUACGGAAAUUACUAAAAUUGGGCAAGGAAAGAUUGGUGAAUCAUCAGGAUAUGCUACAUUCCCAAUCAAUUAUAAAGCAGUAGUGUUUAAGCCAUUCAAAGGAGAGGUCUGUGAUGCCACUGUUACAAAGGUGACAAAAGUUGGAUUUUUCGCUAAUGUUGGUCCAUUACCUGUAUUCGUUAGUAGACACGGUAUUCCUGAUGACAUGAAAUAUGAUCCAGAUCACUCACCACCAAGAUUUGUCUCCGAGGAAGCACAAGUAUCCAUUAUGGAAGAUAAGGAAGUUCGAUUGAAAAUUAUGGGUGUCAAAACUGAGGCUAAUGGACUUUUCGCUAUUGGUACAAUUAAGGAAGAUUAUUUAGGAUGCUUAAAUUAA
This is a messenger RNA of Naegleria lovaniensis, 519 nucleotides long. RefSeq lists its product as uncharacterized. Gene Ontology annotation, cellular component: P-body; RNA polymerase II, core complex. Gene Ontology annotation, molecular function: single-stranded RNA binding; translation initiation factor binding; single-stranded DNA binding. The coding region runs from base 1 to 519 and encodes 172 amino acids. The transcript has 4 exons. The record is from RefSeq and is a predicted model, not a curated record. Gene Ontology annotation, biological process: transcription initiation at RNA polymerase II promoter; DNA-templated transcription; positive regulation of nuclear-transcribed mRNA poly(A) tail shortening. NCBI's taxonomy places the organism in Eukaryota, Heterolobosea, Eutetramitea, Acrasida, Naegleriidae.